This is a messenger RNA of Condylura cristata (star-nosed mole), 1911 nucleotides long. RefSeq names its product synaptotagmin-like 1 (gene SYTL1). Gene Ontology annotation, biological process: exocytosis; intracellular protein transport. The record is from RefSeq and is a predicted model, not a curated record. Bases 134 to 1849 code for a protein of 571 amino acids. Gene Ontology annotation, cellular component: plasma membrane; exocytic vesicle. NCBI's taxonomy places the organism in Eukaryota, Metazoa, Chordata, Mammalia, Eulipotyphla, Talpidae. The transcript is spliced from 15 exons. Gene Ontology annotation, molecular function: small GTPase binding; neurexin family protein binding.
UGCCUCACAGCUCUCCUCCUGGCCCCUGAAACUUGGCUGCCCGGGAAGCUGGGGUCGCCCUGUGAAGGUUUUCCCUCCAUACUGGACCCCUACAGGGAGCCACGUGUGCCCAGCCGGGGCACUGCCCCAGCUGAUGCCCCAGAGGUGCCACACAUCUCAAGAGAGGCUCUGGGCCCGGCCCUGCCUCCUCAUGGCACAUGAGUCAGAGACUGAGGCUGACGGGCUGUUGGACCUCAGCUUCCUGACGGAGGAGGAGCAGGAAGCCAUCGCUGAAGUCUUGAAGCGAGAUGCCCACCUGCGCCAGCUGGAGGAGGGACGGGUCAGCAAGCUCCGGGCAUCCCUGGCAGACCCUGGGCAGCUGAAGAUCCUGACGGGGGACUGGUUCCAGGAGGCACGCUCCCAGAGACACCACCAGGCCCACCUUGGCUCCGACCUGGUCCGAGCCUCCAUCCGCAGGAAGAAGACUUUCCUGGGAGGUCAGGCUCUGGGAGGCACCAGGAAAGCUGAGGCUCCUGGGAAAGGGGAUGAAGAGGAGCCAGAGCCCAGACUCCCCAUCAGCCCAGCACCCCAAGAGAGGCUCAGCAAGACUGAGGGACCUGAUUCCCCUUCACCAUAUGUGUCCCCAGAGGCCUCGGAUCAUGAGGAACCACAGGCCUGGGAAGCCCCGCGCCCAGGGUGCGCGCCGGUCGGCGCUGCUGCUGCUGCCGCUGCUGCCCGAGCUAAGGAGGCGGACCCGGAGCCGGAGACGCGGUCCCGGGGAGAGAAGGCGCCACCGCCUCCCUCGGCCCAGAUCCAGGUGGAGACCGAGAUCCUGGAGAACGGGGACCAGGCCCUGGAGCCCAGCCCCUCCCUCAACCGCAUGCUCAGCAGCAGCUCCUCGGUGUCCAGCCUCAACUCCUCCACGCUGAGCGGCAGCCAGAUGAGCCUGGCAGAGGCGGAGGCGGGCGCCGUGCAGGUGCGCGGCUCGGUGCACUUCGCGCUGCGCUACGAGCCGGGUGCCGCCGAGCUGCGCGUGCACGUGAUCCAGUGCCAGGGCCUGGCCGCCGCCCGGCGCCGCCGCUCCGACCCAUACGUCAAAAGCUACCUCCUCCCGGAUAAGCAGAGCAAGCGCAAGACCACCGUGAGGAAACGGAAUCUGAACCCCGUCUUCAACGAGACUCUUCUGUACUCUGUCCCGCAGGCCGAGCUUCAGGGCCGCGUCCUCAGCCUGUCCGUGUGGCAUCGCGAAAGCCUGGGCCGCAACAUUUUUCUGGGGGAAGUCGAAGUGCCUCUGGACAGCUGGAACUGGGACUCCGAGGCCACCUGGCGCCCCCUGCAGCCCCGGGUGCCGCCUUCUCCCGACGACCUUCCCAGCCGCGGGCUGCUCUCUCUGUCCCUCAAGUACAUCCCUGCCGGCUCUGAGGGCGCCGGUCAGCCCGAGAGCGGGGAGCUGCACUUCUGGGUGAAGGAGGCUCAGGACCUCGUGCCGCUGCGCCCGGGAACCAUGGACACCUACAUACAGUGCUCAGUGCUCCCUGAUGACAGCCGCGCCAGCCGCCAAAGGACGAGAGUGGUGCGACGCAGCCUCAGCCCCAUAUUCAACCACACCAUGGUCUAUGAUGGCUUCGGGCCCACUGAUCUGCGCCAGGCCUGUGCCGAGCUUUCCCUCUGGGACCAUGGGGCCCUGGCCAGCCGCCAGCUGGGGGGCACACGCCUCAGCCUGGGCACCGGCAGCAGCUAUGGGCUCCAGGUGCCCUGGAUGGAUUCCACACCUGAGGAGAAGCAGCUGUGGCAGACACUCCUGGAGCGGCCAUGUGAGUGGGUGGACGGCCUUCUGCCUCUCAGAACCAACCUGGUCCCCAGGACAUAGCUGCCCCACAAGCCCUGCCAAACCCUCCCUGCACCCCCAUCUCAGGCCUGCCCUUGGCUAAC